UGAGGCUGACAGGGAUACAUAGUAAAUAAAUGUAUCGCUAUCCCCCCGCUGUCUUUUCUUCGCCCACAAUGUCCCCCAUCUUCUCUAGAUCUGCGUCCGCCCCUCAUUCGAGUAUCGACUAUGCAAGGGGGGCUCGGGUACCCCCACCAUCGUCCUGGCGGCCAUCUGCCUCACCUUGCUUGUCAUAUUCGUUGUUUUAUUCGCAUAUUACUUUUUUCGGGCGUGCACGGGAACAAUUCAAGGGAGCACAAAUUGACGAUGCAGCCGGAGACACAGUGCGCCUCUUUUUUGCCACACGUAGUUCCACCCGCCGCACUCCAUUCCAUACAGGCUACGGCGUCCACAUCAAGAACUGGCAUUCCCCAGGGGGAACUGGAGAAAGGCAUUUCGGAGAGUGUGAAUCCGGUGAGACACAGAGUCUACUGGCAGCGCAGUGUCCCCUAUGUAGCAACAACGAUGAAAACAGCGAUGACGAAGAAGAUGGCGACGGCAAAGACAAGCCAUGCAACGAUUCUGUUCACGGCGUGGAAGGCCCCCUGUACUUCAUCCCCGACCAUUUCCGUGGUUUCGGGAAAGAUUUUGACUCCCCCGAUUCGAUCGCAGGGCACCAUGGCAAAAAACCCAGUAUUCACCCGUUCCAGUUCUCUUACUCAAAAAUUACCCCCUCGCGGACAGCGCGACCACAUUUGCUCAUGAAAGAACACCUUUCUAUAUCACAUGCUCAAGAUCCUUCACCGCUGUUCCCCAUGGAUAACACAUUCGUGCUGCAACCCACCGACUAUAUCAUUGAUCCCGCGGCCAGCAACCUAGGUCUUUGCCUGUCGUGGCCGAAGGCGUUACUGCCGAGUUCGGACAGUGUUGAUUGGCAACUUGGUGAAGGCGUCCCCAGGAACCCUGUUCCUGCGUACCGUGCACUCAGUAUGGAGGUGAGUCGGAAAGAAUUGUGGUUUGCUGGGUGUAAUGCGUAUAUUGCUGUGUCGGCUCGAAGUUAUGGUAUUGAUCGUGAGGAAUAUCCCAUGAUGGGUCUCUACGCGAUAUCGAAUGCAUCGGCCACCAUCGAAUCUCCCAUUUGCGUUCCUGCUUUCCUCUCGUCCGUAUCUGCGACCGUCGCAACGAUCCUUCCCGUCUUAUACCACACCGCCACAUACGUUCAACACCUCGCUUCAGGCGACGCUUCGAGAAAUAGUUGCAUCUGA
Molecule: messenger RNA, 1196 nt
Organism: Pisolithus orientalis
Lineage: Eukaryota; Fungi; Basidiomycota; Agaricomycetes; Boletales; Pisolithaceae
Exons: 4
Coding region: 30-1196 (388 amino acids)
Source: RefSeq, a predicted model, not a curated record